Molecule: messenger RNA, 5331 nt
Organism: Homo sapiens (human)
Lineage: Eukaryota; Metazoa; Chordata; Mammalia; Primates; Hominidae
Gene: TBC1D15
Product: TBC1 domain family member 15
Exons: 13
Coding region: 24-1394 (456 amino acids)
Cellular component (GO): cytoplasm; extracellular region
Molecular function (GO): GTPase activator activity
Source: RefSeq, a predicted model, not a curated record
AUUACCAGGCACGCGCAGGAAACAUGGCGGCGGCGGGUGUUGUGAGCGGGAAGAUUAUAUAUGAACAAGAAGGAGUAUAUAUUCACUCAUCUUGUGGAAAGACCAAUGACCAAGACGGCUUGAUUUCAGGAAUAUUACGUGUUUUAGAAAAGGAUGCCGAAGUAAUAGUGGACUGGAGACCAUUGGAUGAUGCAUUAGAUUCCUCUAGUAUUCUCUAUGCUAGAAAGGACUCCAGUUCAGUUGUAGAAUGGACUCAGGCCCCAAAAGAAAGAGGUCAUCGAGGAUCAGAACAUCUGAACAGUUACGAAGCAGAAUGGGACAUGGUUAAUACAGUUUCAUUUAAAAGGAAACCACAUACCAAUGGAGAUGCUCCAAGUCAUAGAAAUGGGAAAAGCAAAUGGUCAUUCCUGUUCAGUUUGACAGACCUGAAAUCAAUCAAGCAAAACAAAGAGGGUAUGGGCUGGUCCUAUUUGGUAUUCUGUCUAAAGGAUGACGUCGUUCUCCCUGCUCUACACUUUCAUCAAGGAGAUAGCAAACUACUGAUUGAAUCUCUUGAAAAAUAUGUGGUAUUGUGUGAAUCUCCACAGGAUAAAAGAACACUUCUUGUGAAUUGUCAGAAUAAGAGUCUUUCACAGUCUUUUGAAAAUCUUCUUGAUGAGCCAGCAUAUGGUUUAAUACAAGCAGGACUGCUAGACAGAAGAAAGCUGUUGUGGGCCAUUCACCACUGGAAAAAAAUUAAAAAGGACCCUUAUACGGCAACUAUGAUAGGAUUUUCCAAAGUCACAAACUACAUUUUUGACAGUUUGAGAGGCAGCGAUCCCUCUACACAUCAACGACCACCUUCAGAAAUGGCAGAUUUUCUUAGUGAUGCUAUUCCAGGUCUAAAGAUAAAUCAACAAGAAGAACCAGGAUUUGAAGUCAUCACAAGAAUUGAUUUGGGGGAACGCCCUGUUGUUCAAAGGAGAGAACCGGUAUCACUGGAAGAAUGGACUAAGAACAUUGAUUCUGAAGGAAGAAUUUUAAAUGUAGAUAAUAUGAAGCAGAUGAUAUUUAGAGGGGGACUUAGUCAUGCAUUGAGAAAGCAAGCAUGGAAAUUUCUUCUGGGUUAUUUUCCCUGGGACAGUACCAAGGAGGAAAGAACCCAAUUACAAAAGCAAAAAACUGAUGAAUACUUCAGAAUGAAACUGCAGUGGAAAUCCAUCAGCCAGGAACAAGAGAAAAGAAAUUCGAGGUUAAGAGAUUAUAGAAGUCUUAUCGAAAAAGAUGUUAACAGAACAGAUCGAACAAACAAGUUUUAUGAAGGCCAAGAUAAUCCAGGGUUGAUUUUACUUCAUGACAUUUUGAUGACCUACUGUAUGUAUGAUUUUGAUUUAGAAAUUUGUUGUAAGAACUGAUGCCGGGGCUGGGUGCGGAGGCUCACGCCUGUAAUCCCAGCACUUCAGGAAGUCAAGGCAGGUGGAUCACCUGAGGACAGGAGUUCAAGACCAGCCUGGCCAACAUGGUGAAACCCCAUCUCUACUAAAAAUACGAAAGUUAGAUAGGCUGGGUGGCACACGCCUGUAAUUCCAGCUACUCAGGAGGCUGAGUUAGGAGAAUCGCUUGAACCUGGGAGGUGGAGGUUGCAGUGAAACGAGAUCACGCCGCAUUACACUCCAGCCUGGGUGACAGAGCGAGACUCUGUCUCAAGGAAAAAAAAGAACUGACGGUGGAAGUAGAAGUGUGAAAUUACCUGGGGGAGGGACGCUAAGGGGUAGAAAACUUAAGGAACCAUUAUUUUAAGGGGCAAGAGAACUUAAGAUAUUUAUUUAAAGAACCAACAGCUUGUCUAACCAUCAACCUUUAAAUAAGUAUAAAUACUAGAAAUGUUUGACUUAUCUGCUAUGUGAGUGGCUUCUAGCUAAAGGAUAGUGGAAAUAAUGUUUUCUAGAUUAGUAACGCUUGAGACAUCCUUUAGAGAAGGUGGUUGGAUACUUAGCACAUUAAAACUAAAUGAACCUUGAAUUAUGGGCACAUUUUCUUCACUGUUCAUAAAUAUGUAAAUUUCUCUUGGUUUCCCAUAUGUAAGUUAGGGGAAGAUAUAAUCUCUGUUUUGAUCUUGAGGUAUCAGCCUCUUUGGUGACAGUAAGUCAAAAGUUGCAGAGUUUUCUUUAAAAUUUAAAAUGUAGUCAGUCCUGUCUAUGAGAACCUAUAAUGAGCUUCAGAUUGAAUUGUUGCAAGAAUAUUAAUAGAGUGCUUUUCAGGUUACAGAGUGCUUUCAUACUUGAUUUGAUUUUUAAUUCUCGUAGCAGCCUUUUGAAAAAGUGGGGAAAUCUCACUUUAUGAGUAAGGUUAUUUUGAUUCAGAGUGUGACUUAUGGUCACACAAGUAAAUAAUUGGUCUGGGAGUAGAGACCCAGGUUUUUAUUGCAGGCUGGAAUUCUUACCUCUACACCUUCAGCGCUUCAAACUCUUGCCAUUUAUUUUAGUUUCUGUUACCACUGUAGGGAAUAGGACCAUUCUCCUUGGGAACAGAAGGCAUUGCUCCAUUCUCUCAGAUGGUAAUUUUGAGAUAGAAAUUCAUAUGUAUUCUGUAGCAGGAGUUCCUGAAUGCUUAAUUUUCUUAGGACAUUGUCCCAAACCAGCUAACUGGAUAACUUACCAUCUCCAUUUGUUUAUACUAAUGUCACAUUCUUUCUAUAUAGACAUUUCAGUUACCUGAAACAUAGUCAAGCUUCCUGUGGAUAACUGGCCUUAUAGAAGCCAAGAUACUUUUUAUAAAAGCAAUAGACAACAUUUCUUACUCUUUACUCAUAGCAGAGCAACCUGGACUGUAAAUUUACUCUGUCUUGUAGGUGAUUUCAUUAUAUGGAGUUUGGCUUCUUAACCCAUAGGUGAGGUAUAGGUGUAUUUGCAUUGAAUACAGUCUCAGUAGGGAGGAGUGAGACAAAAAUUAUCAAAAGCAGACAAAAGAAUUUAAGGAAGGGUGAUUUCGAGUUAGUGAAUGCGGAUACUACAGAAAGUUUCUGUGGGUGGUAUCAUUGCAGGGUAUGUAAUGGUGAUACUGAAUAAUCAAUGAAAGGUUAAAUUAGGAGAGUGUCUAAUGUUUUUUAAGAAUGAUUUCUGAUCCUCAAGAUUUUUGUUUUUUAAUUUGAUACUCUAAAGGAUAAGCUUCAGUAACCUGGAAAAUUGAACUAUAUGUUGUUUAAAUUUUUCUUUUUGGUGUAAGCAAGUGUACAGUAGGAUGAUAAGGUGUUCAUUUCUCGCCUGCCCCCCACUGCCUACACUGAAACAAAUUUGCUAUGGAAGUAAUUUUAGGGAAGUACUUUAGAAAUUGUACUGGUGCUGAUUAAGAUAUGCAUCAUUCAGUUGUACUGCAGACUCUGAGAUCACUAAAUGCCAAUUUAAAUAUAUUUAAUCUUUCUUUAAUUAAAAGGAAUUUGUACAUUAAUUCCACCCCCUACAACCCAUGACAUACCCCAAAGAACAUAAUGUAUAAAAUAAAAUAGCUUAGGGUUUUUAUGGUUUUAGGUCUAAUGUUUGUGUCUUUAAUCCAUCUUGAAUUAAUUUUUGUAUAAGGUGUAAGGAAGGGAUCCAGUUUCAGCUUUCUACAUAUGGCUAGCCAGUUUUCCCAGCACCAUUUAUUAAAUAGGGAAUCCUUUCCCCAUUGCUUGUUUUUCUCAGGUUUGUCAAAGAUCAGAUAGUUGUAGAUAUGCGACGUUAUUUCUGAGGGCUCUGUUCUGUUCCAUUGAUCUAUAUCUCUGUUUUGGUACCAGUACCAUGCUGUUUUGGUUACUGUAGCCUUGUAGUAUAGUUUGAAAUCAGGUAGUGUGAUGCCUCCAGCUUUGUUCUUUUGGCUUAGGAUUGACUUGGCAAUGCAGGCUCUUUUUUGGUUCCAUAUGAACUUUAAAGUAGUUUUUUCCAAUUCUGUGAAGAAAGUCAUUGGUAGCUUGAUGGGGAUGGCAUUGAAUCUAUAAAUUAACUUGGGCAGUAUGACCAUUUUCACGAUAUUGAUUCUUCCUACCCAUGAGCAUGGAAUGUUCUUCCAUUUGUUUAUAUCCUCUUUUAUUUCAUUGAGCAGUGGUUUGUAGUUCUCCUUGAAGAGGUCCUUCACAUCCCUUGUAAGUUGGAUUCCUAAGUAUUUUAUUCUCUUUGAAGCAAUUGUGAAUGGGAGUUCACUCAUGAUUUGGCUCUCUGUUUGUCUGUUAUUGGUGUAUAAGAAUGCUUACCAUUCAGGACAUAGGCAUGGGCAAGGACUUCAUGUCUAAAACACCAAAAGCAAUGGCAACAAAAGCCAAAACUGACAAAUGGGAUCUAAUUAAACUAAAGAGCUUCUGCACAGCAAAGGAAACUACCAUCAGAGUGAACAGGUAACCUACAAAAUGGGAGAAGGUUUUCACAACCUACUCAUCUGACAAAGGGCUGAUAUCCAGAAUCUACAAUGAAUUUGAACAAAUUUACAAGAAAAAACAAACAACCCCAUCAAAAAGUGGGCGAAGGACAUGAACAGACACUUCUCAAAAGAAGACAUUUAUGCAGCCAAAAAACACACGAAAAAAUGCUCACCAUCACUGGCCAUCAGAGAAAUGCAAAUCAAAACCACAGUGAGAUACCAUCUCACACCAGUUAGAAUGGCAAUCACUAAAAAGUCAGGAAACAACAGAUGCUGGAGAGGAUGUGGAGAAAUAGGAACACUUUUACACUGUUGGUGGGACUGUAAACUAGUUCAACCAUUGUGGAAGUCAGUGUGGCGAUUCCUCAGGCAUCUAGAACUAGAAAUACCAUUUGACCCAGCCAUCCCAUUACUGGGUAUAUACCCAAAGGACUAUAAAUCAUGCUGCCAUAAAGACACAUGCACACGUAUGUUUAUUGUGGCACUAUUCACAAUAGCAAAGACUUGGAACCAAUCCAAAUGUCCAAUAAUGAUAGACUGGAUUAAGAAAAUGUGGCACAUAUACACCAUGGAAUACUAUGCAGCCAUAAAAAAUGAUGAGUUCAUGUCCUUUGUAGGGACAUGGAUGAAACUGGAAAUCAUCAUUCUCAGUAAACUAUCGCAAGGACAAAAAACCAAACACCGCAUGUUCUCACUUAUAGGUGGGAAUUGAACAAUGAGAACACAUGGACACAGGAAGGGGAACAUCACACUCUGGGGACUGUUGUGGGGUGGGGGGAGGGGGGAGGGAUAGCAUUAGGAGAUAUACCUAAUGCUAAAUGAUGAAUUAAUGGGUGCAGCACACCAGCAUGGCACAUGUAUACAUAUGUAACUAACCUGCACAUUGUGCACAUGUACCCUAAAACUUAAAGUAUAAUUUAAAAAAACUGUAAAAAUAAAAAAAAUAAAAUAGAUUAAAGGCAA